AUGGCCAAUGUUUUUAGGCAUUAUGAAAUGCCAUUGCGUUUUUUCAUCACACUAACCGUGGAAAUGACUCGUCUCAGCGGUGACGACGAAUUUGAAUUCAGCGUGCACUACUUUCAUUCUUUAGUCCACACGGUUUGGGCCGAAGGUAGCAUUCGCGAUGCUCUACAGACUGCAUGCGCCGAGAUCUCUGCUCGCCUCGAACAGUAUCAAGAACGAGGAUCUGGGCUUGUCGUCGUCGCCAUUCAGACCUGCACCAUCACCGUGGGACGUUUCAUUCCGCCCACGGUCGGCUGUGCGAGUUUUGUGUUACCCGGGGAACUUCCAAGCAGACAGUGCCUAGUGAAUGUGAACGAGCAACUGAACGAGUCGGAGAAAAACAUGUGCUUUGUGUUUUCUGUGCUCGCCGGUCUCCAUCCCGCACCCUCUAAUCGAUCGAGAGCUUCUUGCUACCGAGACCAUUUUGGCAAGUAUUGGUUCCCCACCGCGUAUCCAGUGACGUUUCCGCAAGACGUGCAGGCUUUCGAGAGAAAAAACUCCGUGUCCGUAAAUGUGUACGGUUAUGAUCGAGAACAAAGGUUCGUCUACCCGCUCAAAGUAAACGAUAGCGAGCGGGAGAAGCACGUGGAUUUGCUCCUGAUAGACGAACACUUUGUUCUAAUCACCAACUUUGCCGGUCUUUUCGCGAACAGGCGCACUCACCGUUUUCGUUGUAAAAGGUGUAUGAUGGGCUUUCGCUUUCGCACUGCGCUGGGAAGUCAUUUAUCGCUGUGUAAGGAAAAGAAGGCAGUCCGAACGGUGUGUCCUGCAAAGGGGGACGCGCUGUAUUUCCGGAGCCCACAGGCGAUGGAACCUUUCCCCUACUUUUGCGCCUACGAUUUCGAGGCCAUUCUGGAAGCGGAAAACAUGGGUCAGGCAUACGAGAAGCACGUCCCCAGUUCCUUUUGCAUACUCGUAAUCCGAUCCACGGACUCGCGCAUCGUCGAGCAGUUUUUGUACCGGGGCGAGGACUGCGUGGAAAAGUUCAUUUCCAUCCUUAAUCAAUUGUCCAAGCUCAUUGGCGAAUGGAUUCGAAGUGAGGAAGUGCCAAUGGUGAGCGUGGACGAAGAGGCUCACGCGUCUGCCUCUCACUGCGCGAUUUGUGGCGAAUCGUUUGGAAAUCGAAAGAGAAAAGUCAGAGAUCACGAUCACUUUAGCGGAUCGUACAGGCAGUCGUUGUGUCAGGGAUGCAAUUUAAAUCUGAGAGUAAACAAGAAAGUCAUUCCAGUGCUCGCGCACAACCAUUCGUAUGACCUGGCCUUUAUACUACCCAAACUCGACUUAUUCGAGUCUAAAGAUAUUAAAGUGCUCGCCACUAGCUGCCAGCAAUUUAAGCGACUCGACGUGGGUAACCUGCGGUUUCUCGACAGUCUGGCCUUUCUCCCCGCCAGCUUGGACGCGCUGGUUCAGGACCUCCGUUCCAAGGGACUAGAAAACCUGUGCUGUCUAAAGCAGGCUUUUCCGCAGCACGUUGAGCUUCUGGCGCGGAAAGGCGUAUUUCCUUACGACUAUGUGACCAGUUUCGAGGCUUACCGGGAGCCCGAGCUACCGCCCCGCGAGUCGUUUUACAACAAGCUUAACGACAGCCAAAUUUCGAAGGACGACUACCGUCACGCCCAAACCGUCUUUGAAACAUUCAAUUUCAAAAGCCUAGGAGGAUACAGUGACUGCUACCUGAAACUCGACUGCCUACUUCUCGCCGACGUGUUCCAAAAUUUUAGGAAAUGGACUUUAGACACGUACGAGCUCGAUCCGUUACACUACGUUUCCCUGCCCGCGCUCAGUCUUGCCUGCGCACUUAAACAGACUGGGGUAAAACUGGAGCUGCUCGACGACGUGGAUGUGUAUCUGUUCAUCGAAGCGGGCCUGCGAGGAGGAAUCGUUCAAUGUGCCAUUCGUAACACGAGGGCUAACGUGCCAGGAACCGCAUGUUUCGAUCCGAACACGGCGGUUUCUCAAAUUUUAGACCUCGACGUGAACGGCCUGUACGCUUCCACCAUGCGGCAAGCCCUUCCUUGCGCAGAUUUUCGCUGGCUAGACCGCGAGGAAAUCGACGCUCUCCACUUCCAGCAGGUUACCGACGACGCGCCCGAGGGUUACAUUUUAGACGUGGACCUCGACUAUCCCCGGGAGCUACACGAUUCGCACGCGGACUUUCCCCUGGCUCCCGAGAAACGAGGAUUGGGCUUACAGCUAAAGGCCAUUCAUCGCGUUUUAAAGUUUUCGCAGAGUGCAUUCCUUAAAGAUUUCAUCGACUUUAAACACAACCUACGAAAACAGGCGACGAAUGCUUUUCAAAAGAACCUAUCUAAACUCAUUAUGAAUUCAAUUUAUGGCAAGACAAUCGAAAACCCACGCCAGUACAAUAACGUUGUCAUUAGCGUGAGCGAGGACGAAGUGCUCAAAAACCUGCAGAAGCCUAACUUCAGGCAGUUUGCGGCAAUCAGCCUGACCGUGGUGAUCUUUCAGUUUUCCCAGAGAACGUUACACUUGAACAAACCCGUGUACGCGGGUUUCUCUAUCCUAGAGAUGUCCAAACUGGUCAUGUACGAAUUUUUCUACAAGCAGGUCAGGCGCGUUUUCCCCGACGCUCGCGCAGCGUACAGCGACACGGACUCGUUCAUUCUCCAAAUCACCGACCCGGAUGUAGACUCGAAGCUCGCGACCCUUGCCGAAACUCACCUGGAUACUUCUGGGUACCCGGGCGAUCACCCCUUGUUUUCUCCCGCAAACAAAAUGAAACUAGGAGUGUUCAAAAAUGAAUUCCCAAAAGAUCACAUUCUUGGAUUUGUUUGUCUGAAACCAAAACUCUAUUCGCUCGAACUAGCCUCCCGAGAGCACUAUGUGAGGGCGAAAGGAGUGAAAAGGUGCGAGUCCCGUAAGCUAACCUACGAGCUCUACGUUCAAACUCUCGGGCAACAAACUCUGCACAAGAUCACGCAGCGGACUAUCGCUCGUAAGUUGUGCGAGAACAAGACUGUUGCCGUGGAGAAGAUAGGACUCAACCCGUUUGACAACAAGCGCUUCAUCGACACCGACGGCGUUUCAACUCUUCCUUUCGGACAUUGGAGCCUCUAAGUGAAGUGCUUUCUCUGAUCUCCAUCAUUUC
Ixodes scapularis (black-legged tick) is the source of this 3145-nucleotide messenger RNA. RefSeq lists its product as uncharacterized. Bases 1 to 3114 code for a protein of 1037 amino acids. Gene Ontology annotation, molecular function: DNA binding; nucleotide binding; DNA-directed DNA polymerase activity. Gene Ontology annotation, biological process: DNA replication. The record is from RefSeq and is a predicted model, not a curated record. The transcript is spliced from 2 exons. NCBI's taxonomy places the organism in Eukaryota, Metazoa, Arthropoda, Arachnida, Ixodida, Ixodidae.